This is a messenger RNA of Rotaria sp. Silwood1, 1023 nucleotides long. The record is from the annotation of a GenBank genome assembly. NCBI's taxonomy places the organism in Eukaryota, Metazoa, Rotifera, Eurotatoria, Philodinida, Philodinidae.
AUGGCAACUAAUUCUGAAAAGAUUAUAUGGUACUGGCAAUCUAACGACGAUCCAUUUUCAAACAAACAAUCAGCAAGAUGGAAUGCAUACUCUGAUGCUGACAUUCAAACUAUUGAAGAUGCUUAUCAAUCCAAGAAGAAAACUGUAAAAAUUGGAAAUUAUAUGAUCGACAUUGACUCCAAAUUACAAAUUAAAAUUAAUGAUCCCAGUAAAGUUAGGCCAAUUAUGCGUGAAUGUAUUUCAAAAGUAGUGGAGACCAAUAAUCCUUUAAGACAGCAGCGUUUUUUUUCCGAAGAACCCAAAUUCACGAAAUCAUUUGAUGAAGUUCAUGAAAAAGGAUCGAAAUUUAUAAUAGAUUGGAAAGAAAAAAUACUAGCCAAUGAUUCUGAGUUCAAACAAUGUGUACGUCAAGAUCUUCGUUUGAAAAGAUGUGCUGACUUAGCCGGUAAAGGAAUUAUUAUUGAAGGAAAUGAACUAGGUCGCUCUAACGAAGCUAAGGCGAUAUCCAUUGAAUUAACAAAUGCAGGAACUAAUCUUUUCCAAAUUGUUGUCAAAUUAUACACGAAUAACUCGUUUCUUUAUCCAGAAAUGAAUAAAGCUCUUCGUGAGAAAGAUUUUUCUAAGCUAUCAACUUUUGGUCCCUACGUGUAUCUGCUUCACCAACUGCUCAUCGAAUCAAGCUUAAUGGUUUAUAAUACAACUGUUUAUCGUGGGGCUUUAUUAUCAGCAGAAAUGAUUGAACAAUACAAAUCAUCUGAAGGUGAAAUAGCAAAAUGGCUAGGCUUUUCAUCUACAUCACGAAAUCGUAGUAAAAGUGAAAAUUGGCUUGGCUCGAAUACAUUAUUCAUUAUUGAUAUCAAACAAGAACCACAUCCAUUCGACUGUGGUUAUGAUAUAUCUCGAUUCUCAAGUUUUCCAAACGAAGAAGAAGUUUUAUUGUUAGCUGGAGGACGAUUUAAAAUUGAGAGAGUUGACUUUGAUACCGCAAGCAACAAAUAUUUUAUUUAUCUGAGUGUUUUUUGA